AAGGUAAGGAUCAUGCAAAGUUUCACAGUGCUUCUCUAGUCUGUGCUCAUCCACUCGAGGGCUCUAACUGCCAGGAAUGAGGCUCACAGGACUCACUAAAAGGGAGCCAUGCCCAUCCUGGUCCCCUAAGGUAGCCUGAUUCUUGUUUUCUCAGAAACAGCAUCAUGGUCAAAGAGAGAAAGCCAACGUUUCAGGGCCACAACUUGAGGGGCCUUCUCUCCCCAUUCUGUGCACCAGUCCUACCUUGCUGCUUGGAAUUCCCACAUUACUCAUUCCUUGGGCUAAGGCAUUUUUUGAAAGCCCCUGUUAAAAUGCAAAUGCUAGCUGGAAGGAAGAGGGUUUUUUGUUUGUUUGUUUUUAAGCCAUUAGGCAUUAGGUUCAAGUUAAUUUACCUAAAAAGGACAUGGAACUUAGAAAGGAAUCAUAUCCAUCCAUGAAUAAAGGAGGACCAAUAAGGAACGAGAUGCUUCCCGGUGUUGAGGUCUCAGGGCCUGAUGGGGAGGUGGAAAGUGCUGAAGACACACUUUUCUUCCUCCACACAUAUUCAAAAUGGCUCCUAUUUCCCAAACCUCAGCCCGAGUGUAAGCCAAUGUACAGUUCAGAAACAGCUCUGUAUAGGAGAAGAGACGAGAGAUAAGGGCCAGUAAAGCGCUGUGUGCCCAGCCUAUGGCCCUACCCUUUCUCCCACCCCACAAAUACUCUUACCUGCCUGGCCAUGAAAGGUGGAUUGCCAGCACUAGAAUGGACUGUGGAAAACUGCCCAGGGACCUCUCUGCCACUCUCUGUGCUUGCUUUUGCUCUAGUUUUAUCUCUUUGAAGCUUCAAUCCCUUGGCCUAGGGACCCCUAACUUCAACUCCCACCUCAGUCUGAUUUUUGAAACAUGGUAUUUCAACCUUGAUUUUUCUGCUGAAGAAUCUGGCUUGGCUCAUCUCUUCAUCUUUCUCAUGUUUUCUCCCCACCUGCCCUAGUCUCAACUCCAUAAAAUCCCAUCCUCACCCCCACCCAGGAAGAGGCAUAUGAAAUUCAAGAAUAAGAGACUAACCAAAAUAUCAAAUGCAAAGGCUUAGUAAUUAAUCAGCUGAUAUAGUUGCAUAGAACAAUUUCCUUCCCUUUAAAGCACUAUUGCUAUGUAGUCAUGUUUAGUGUGAUUAAAUUAAUGUGAUUUCCCCACUAGGCCAGAAACCAAGAGUACAGCGUUACCUUAUGUCUUUUAUACUACCUGUUAAGUCCCUAGUACUUGGAACAUACAAGCACUUAAUAAAUACAUGAGGAAUACAUAAAUAGAGAUUUAUAAAAGCUUCCAUUAUACGCAGGACAGCUCACAUAAACAUAUUAACGGUAUCUGCAGCAGCAGACGUAACACGAACUGCAAGUCUGAGCACAUAAAUAGACACAUUUUAGUACAGGGCCUUAGUCCCAAGAUUGAGGUUACAUGUAAGAUAAACAGUUCAUUUCCUUCAUUAUUACAGUUUAAGAGGAGUAGGAAGUUCUCUUUGUCAAACAUUAUUUUCACCUGGCUCUCCAGAACCUUAAAUUACUAUUAAUAGAGAUGAUAUUUUAAGCCCGUUUGCAAAUGCAAAUGCAAACAGGUUCACCAUAUGUGAAACACAGUAUGUUCAAUCACUUGUCUGCGCUCUUUUCUGACUCAAGAAUAUUUCUUUUCAAAUUAGAUCUUGGUCUCUGGUGCCAAGUGGGGCUAAUAUUGGGAUGGGGCACUUGGAUGGGAAGAAAUGCUGGGGAAGGGUCUCUGGACCAGAGAAGGGAAAGGUCAAUCAGGAAAGCCAAGUAAGUUCGUUGCAGAGAAGCUGCAACAGGAGGAAAUCCCCCUUCUCUGGAUUUCCCACUGGCACAGGGGACUCAGGUGGGGCCAGCUGACAUCUUUGGACUGCUUCUUCUAGAGCAGAGGCUGCUCGGAGACCCCAACACCCCAAAGCCAAGAACAGCUACCAGUUAUUUGGAAUGGGAGUCUCGCUAUGUUGCUCAGAUUGGUCUUGAACGGAACUCCUCGCCUCAAGCCAUCCUCCCACCUCAGCCUCCUGAGUCACUGGGAUUACAAGCAUGAGCCAUUGACCUCAGCUCUGUUUAACCUUUAAAAUGGAGGAAGGAAGAACUCCGGGUCUGGCUGGCUUGGCUCCAGAUUAUUUCCACGGACAGCAGAGAGCCAGGCAAGCUGUGAAUGAGUCCACCAGGGUACAAAGCUACGAAACUUUUGAAGCUUUUGAGGCACCAACUCAUUUUGCAAAGAGAAGACAAUCGUGAUCGUUUACAUUUGUAUCAUUUUUUCAAAAUGCUUUUACAUGCUAGUCUCAGUGGAUCUGGAACUCCCGAAGUAGUCAAGAUAAGUACAAAUGAUACAAAUGAUAGCUUAGGUUUGUUGAAUGUCUAUAUGUGCCAGGCUGUUUGCUAAAUGGGGGACAUUUUUUUAUGCUCACCACAACCCUCUGAGGCAGGUAUUAUCUUCAUCUCAGUUUUGCAUACAAAGGAAAACAAUAGUUUGGAAAUAACUUGCUAGGUCAACUUCUGACUCUAACCAAAUUCCCUUUUCUGACCCCCAGCAACUAAUGUUGACUAGAGUGUUUAAUAAACUGCUGUUUAUAUUACAUUACCAUUCAGCUGUUAGGGAUUGGAGACAGAAUCUGAACUCAGGGAGUCAGGCUCUAGAAUUAACGUUUUUAAGAGAAAAUGAUAGAGACAGCUAGGAAAUGAGGAGUCAAUGAACUGGGGAGGAGAAAAUGCCACAGGAUAAAGGAAAUUUAAGAAUAGAAAAAAAAUUAAGAAUUUGAAAACUUGUAGUAAGCCUGAAAGAGCAAAGUUGCAACCAGGAUGACUAUAAUCAGGGCAUUUCUCUUUUUUGAUCCUGUUCACAUUUUCAGCCUGAUUUGCUGCUUUGCGUCCUUUCUUGAAAACUCCACCUGCUUAGUUCUGUGCAUGCCCACUGUGGUUAGGUUUACAGAGAAGUUAGAGGAUAUAGGAAAAGAAAGUGGGGAGAUUUUUGCCUUUGAGAUGGACUGUCUUGCUACUGCCUUUCCUUCCCAAUCUGGAAAAUCCAACUGCUUUUUAAGAGCCUGGCGCCUGACUUCUACUUUGGAAGAUCAAGUUCGCCUGCUUGGGAAAAAUUGGGAUUUGGUGUCAGCAAGGCCCAAGCUCAAAUCCUGAUGCUGACACUUUUUAGGGAUGAAAUAGAAGAGAAGAUAAAAGAGUACCCAAGCAGCAAAGUCAGUGCUGACGUUGGUAAAGGGUGCCUGUCCUUGCUUGUGACGGUCCAGCACACAGAACGCUAUGUCACCCUGUUUGCCUCUAUCAUCCUCAAAUGUGACUACACCACCUCUGCCCAGCUCCAGGACGUAGUAGUGACAUGGCGCUUCAAGUCCUUCUGCAAGGACCCUAUCUUUGACUACUACUCAGCGUCAUACCAGGCAGCUUUAUCCCUGGGCCAGGACCCAUCCAAUGACUGCAACGACAACCAGCGGGAAGUUCGCAUCGUGGCCCAGCGGCGGGGGCAGAAUGAGCCCGUGCUGGGGGUAGAUUACCGGCAGCGCAAGAUCACCAUCCAGAACCGAGCAGAUCUUGUGAUUAAUGAAGUGAUGUGGUGGGACCAUGGAGUGUAUUACUGCACCAUUGAGGCUCCAGGGGACACAUCAGGAGACCCCGAUAAGGAAGUAAAGCUCAUCGUCCUGCACUGGCUGACAGUGAUCUUCAUCAUCCUGGGAGCCCUCCUCCUCCUGCUGCUGAUUGGAGUGUGCUGGUGCCAGUGCUGUCCUCAGUAUUGCUGCUGCUACAUCCGCUGUCCCUGCUGUCCCGCCCGCUGCUGCUGUCCUGAGGAAGCCCUGGCCCGCCACCACUACAUGAAGCAGGCCCAGGCCCUAGGUCCUCAGAUGAUGGAAAAACCCCUGUACUGGGGGGCGGACAGGAGCUCCCAGGUUUCAUCUUAUCCAAUGCACCCGCUACUGCAGCGAGAUUUGUCCCUGCGGUCCAGCCUCCCACAGAUGCCAAUGACCCAGACCACCAAUCACCCUCCCCUCGCCGAUGGUGUCCUGGAGUAUUUGGAGAAAGAACUGCGGAACCUCAACCUGGCCCAGCCUCUGCCCCCAGACCUCAAAGCCAGAUUUGGCAAUCCCUGCAGCAUGCUGUCCUCCCUGGGCUCUGAGGUCGUGGAACGCAGAAUCAUCCACCUGCCCCCACUGAUCAGAGACCUGUCAUCCUCAAGGAGGACCAGUGACUCCCUGCACCAGCAGUGGCUCACCCCAAUUCCCUCCAGGCCCUGGGAUCUGAGGGAGGGGAGAAGGCAGCACCAUUACCCUGAUUUCCACCAGGAGCUCAAAGACCGGGGGCCAAAGUCUUGGGCAUUGGAAAGAAGGGAGUUGGACCCAUCGUGGAGUGGAAGGCACCGUAGCUCUAGGCUGAAUGGGUCACCCAUACACUGGUCAGACAGGGACAGCCUAAGCGAUGUCCCCUCGUCCAGCGAGGCACGCUGGCGGCGGAGCCACCCUCCUUUCAGGAGCCGCUGUCAGCAGUGGCCCCGCAGGCCCAGCCCCCGGGAGAGCACUCAGAGGCACGGGAGACGACGCAGGCACCGCAGCUACUCUCCUCCCCUGCCCUCCAGCCUCAGUUCCUGGAGCUCUGAAGAGGACAAGGAGAGGCAGCCCCAGAGCUGGGGGGCCCACCGCCGCCGCUCGCACUCCCCACACUGGCCCGAGGAGAAGCCGCCUAGCUACCGCUCACUGGAUGUCACUCCAGGCAGGAAUAGCAGGAAAAAAGGGAGUGUGGAGAGGCGCUCGGUGAGCCUGGGACAUCCUGCUAAGGGUUGGGCAUGGGCAGAGAGGAGCCUCCAGCCAGGCAUGACCACAGCCAACACAGGCUGCCUCUCAUUCCACCACAGAGGGUGCCUCCUCCCUGUUUUGCCCAAAUUACACUGUGCGCUGGGUGGACUACCUCUUGUUAGAGCUAAAGAAAUCAAGCGAGUGCAGAGUGCAGGGGAGAGUUCACUGCCUGUGAAGGGCCUUCUCACCGUUGCUUCAGCUGUCAUCGCAGUCCUGUGGGGCAGGCCAAGCGAGGUCACAGGAGAAAAUGAGGCUCAGCAUGAUUAAGCACCUUGCAAGCCAUGAGCUAGGACUUGAAUGCAGUCCGUUGUGGCUAAAGCCUCACCUCCCUUCACAGCUGCUUUGCUUUCUUUACUUAGCAACCCAUUUCCAUACCCCAAAUUAGAACACUGGGCCUGACAGAAGAUGCUUGUUAAGUCAGCAUGCAAGGCCCUGGUAUAUAUGAGGUUGGGACCCUCUGAGACAUCCCCUGGAAAGGACCAUUAAACUGAUUUUUAAAACCCUGAUAUUCCAUAUAUGGGCCAAAACAUUAAGAUUCUGUGAAUAGGCAAGAUGCCAAUGGGUGCCAGACAUAGUUAAAAGGGGAACACAGAAGGAAGUAGGCCUUUAGGGCCCCUAGAUGCAGAUCUUUUGUAUUUUUUUAAAGAAGUGGCUUUAAAAAUUAUUUGGGGCUGGGCGUGGUGGCUCACGCCUGUAAUCCCAGAACUUUGGGAGGCCAAGGCAGGUGAAUCACCUGAGGUCAGGAGUUCAAGACCAGCCUGGCCAACAUGGUGAAACCGUGUCUCUACUAAAAAUACAAAAAAUUAGCUAGGUGUGGUGGCGGGUGCCUGUAAUCCCAGCUACUCAGGAGGCUGAGGCAAGAGAAUCACUUGAAUCUGAGAAGAGGAGGUUGCAGUGAGCUGAGAUCGUGCCAUUGCACUCCAGCCUGGGUGAUAAGAGCAAAACUCUGUCUCAAAAAAAAAAAAAAAUUAUAAUUAAUACAUCCAAAUGACAGCAUUCCUUUAAUGUUGCCACUUUGCAAAGAUAUGUUGCCAUUGCUCAAAAACAUUAAUAAACUGCCUCAGAGCC
This is a messenger RNA of Symphalangus syndactylus (siamang), 5889 nucleotides long. RefSeq names its product immunoglobulin like domain containing receptor 1 (gene ILDR1). Lineage: Eukaryota; Metazoa; Chordata; Mammalia; Primates; Hylobatidae. Gene Ontology annotation, cellular component: plasma membrane. The record is from RefSeq and is a predicted model, not a curated record. Gene Ontology annotation, molecular function: high-density lipoprotein particle receptor activity.